This is a messenger RNA of Podospora pseudocomata, 2748 nucleotides long. It is a transcript of the gene PCM1, whose product is annotated as Phosphoacetylglucosamine Mutase. The record is from RefSeq and is a predicted model, not a curated record. Gene Ontology annotation, biological process: carbohydrate metabolic process; UDP-N-acetylglucosamine biosynthetic process. The transcript is spliced from 2 exons. NCBI's taxonomy places the organism in Eukaryota, Fungi, Ascomycota, Sordariomycetes, Sordariales, Podosporaceae. Bases 1 to 1623 code for a protein of 540 amino acids. Gene Ontology annotation, molecular function: magnesium ion binding; phosphoacetylglucosamine mutase activity.
AUGAGCCACAACGAGCAGAUCAUCGCCGGCUCGGCGAAGCACCCAAUUGUGCCCCAGCACUACAGGUAUGGCACCGCUGGCUUCCGCAUGAAGGCCGACCUCCUCGAGGGCGUGACCUAUCGUGUCGGCCUGCUCGCUGCCCUCCGCAGCCGCAAGCUCAACUCCCAAGCCAUCGGUGUCAUGAUCACAGCAAGCCACAACCCCGCCAUCGACAACGGCGUCAAGAUCGUGGACCCCAUGGGCGACAUGCUUGAGCAGGAGUGGGAGAGAUAUGCCACAGCUCUCGUCAACGCCCCGAGCGACAAAGACCUGGCCAAGAUCUACAAUGCUCUGGCCACCGACCUCAAGAUCGAUCUCGAGGCCCCCGCCAAGGUCAUCUACGGCCGUGAUACCCGACCUUCAGGCCACACCUUGGUCACCGCCCUCGCCGAUGCCCUCGAUGCAACCAAUACCGAGCAUGUCGACUACAAGAUCCUCACCACCCCCCAACUCCAUUACCUUGUGCGCGCCACCAAUAGCGAAGGCACACCCGCCUCCUAUGGCGAGGUCAGCGAAGUCGGAUACUACAAGAAGCUCGCCGAGGCCUUUGUUCGGACCAUGAAGGGCAAGAGAAUCCCUCAAGUCCUCCAAGUAGACUGCGCCAACGGCGUCGGCGGUCCCAAGCUCAAGGAAUUCCUCAAGCACAUCCCUCAAGACAAGGUCCCCUUCGAAGUCCAGGUUGUAAACGACGAUGUCCUCCGCCCGGAGGUCCUAAACCUUGAUUCCGGCGCCGACUACGUCAAAACAAAGCAACGUGCUCCCCCCAUUCCUAAACCCCAACCCGGCCUGAGAUGCUGCUCGCUCGACGGCGACGCCGACCGCCUAAUCUACUACUGGCACGAUCCAGAGACCAACGUCUUCACCAUGCUCGACGGCGACCGCAUCUCUUCGUUGGCCGCCUCCUUCAUCGGCGACCUUGUCGAGUCUGCCGGUCUUCGAGACGAACUCCGCAUCGGCGUAGUCCAAACCGCCUACGCCAACGGCGCAAGCACGCAUUACAUCACCCAACACCUGAAGCUCCCCGUCAUCUGCACCCCCACGGGAGUAAAGCAUCUCCACCACGUAGCCCAGGGCUUUGACGUGGGAGUCUACUUUGAGGCCAACGGCCACGGCACCGUCCUCUUCUCCCCCGACGCCAUCAGCGCCUUCAAGAAGACCACCCCCCAAUCCCCCGCCCAGAAGGAAGCCUUGGACACCUUGGCUGCCUUGACGGAUCUGAUCAACCAGACCGUCGGUGACGCUAUUUCGGAUAUGCUUCUUGUGGAAGUUAUUCUGGCGCACAAGAACUGGAACCUGAGGGACUGGGCUUUGACAUAUCAGGAUCUGCCGAACAGACUUGUCAGAGUGGAGGUGGCGAACAAGGAUGUUUUUAGGACGACGGAUGCAGAGAGGAGGCUUUCUCAUCCGGAGGGGUGCCAGGCCGAGAUUGACCAGGAGGUGAAGAAGUUUAAGGAUGCGAGGUCGUUUGCCAGGGCUAGCGGGACGGAGAAUGCGAUGAGGGUUUAUGCCGAGGCGGCGACGAGGUCGGAGGCGAAUGAGCUUGCGGAGAGGGUGGCUGGGAUUGUGAGUCGGUGGGGUGUUUAGUUGAUGCUUCAGGGCCGAUGCGGGGUUGGUGAGAGGAGGGGUUUGAGCAAGGCGUUUGGGGGGGUUGAUGAUGGUGAAGGGUUUAGGACGAGGGGGAGGGCUAGUACGGAGGGGGUGUUGACGGGAGGACUGAGGAAGGCGAGAAAGGAGCAGGUUAGUACUGGGAGUGGGCAUACGCUUGUUUGGACGACGUUUGAUAUGUCGGUUCAUGAGGGGGGGUUUCCGAGGGGGUUUGAGAUGUUGGCUAAGGCGGGGUGGGAGGGGGAUGGGAGGGAUACGGGGGAGGAGGAACACAUGUGGGAUUUUGAUGAUGGGGAGGGGGCUUGGAGGAGGAUCAAGAAGAGCAAUCAGAUGGGGUUUAGUCCUAGUGAUGAUGAGGAGGAGGGGAUGGGUUCGCCAGUCAAACAAAGGCUAAGGGGGAAAAGUAUGGGGAGUCUGAGGGGGGGUGAUGGUAGGUUGGAGUAUGACAUUUCUUUUGGGCAGAAGAGGUUGGCGAUUCCGCAGACGAAGCUGGAGGAUAUCCUCAGGGAUGGUGAUAAAGAAGUCGGGGAACCGGCGACGUUCUUGAUGAGUCCUUUUGAUUUGGGGGCGAGUAGAAGGGAGUAUUUUGAGGGGGUUGAUCAAGCAAUAGGAAACAAAAACAGCGCGGAUUUCUUUGGGGAUUUGACUUGCCUAGUUCCUAGAAACGAGCUAUGGGGGAUAGACAGUGCUGAUGAAAUUUUGGAGGGUCAAGAAGAAGAAGAAGAAGAAGAAGAAGAAGAAGAAGAAGAGGAAGAGAAACUGCAGAGCUUCGAGGAUAUGCUGGAGAAAUUGGGGAUUCAGUGGGAGGUGUAUAAGGCUAUGGGGGUGGUGGAUGGUGAGGAGGACACACAGGAAAAGGAGUGAGUUUUUGUUAUAGAAGGAAAAUCCCCCACCUACCCGAAAAUUGGUGUUGUUUGAUUGAGCACGGGAGUAAAGCGAGCGAGCAAAGCGGAAUGAAUGGGUUAUAAUGAACUGAGAUGAUGAACUGGGUAACAAAUACAUCGGUGUUAUUAGCAAAAACAAAGCAAAAAAAGAUAUGGGUGGGCAAAAAUAAGGGUCUGCAGAGGUUUAGCAGGUAAGGUAUGUUUAGUGUUGGGUUGGGCU